Molecule: messenger RNA, 6545 nt
Organism: Callithrix jacchus (white-tufted-ear marmoset)
Lineage: Eukaryota; Metazoa; Chordata; Mammalia; Primates; Cebidae
Gene: MBOAT1
Product: membrane bound glycerophospholipid O-acyltransferase 1
Biological process (GO): lipid modification
Cellular component (GO): membrane
Molecular function (GO): acyltransferase activity
Source: RefSeq, a predicted model, not a curated record
UGGCGGCGCUUUCCCUCUCCGGGUCCGCCUAGGUGCGGGCCGGGCGGCGCUCGGGGGCCGGACUCCCGAGUCUCCGCUUUCCUCCCUCCUUCCCUCCUCUCGGGGCAGUCCCGAGCGGCCCGGCCAAUGGGCGCCGAGAGGAGGGGGGCGGGAAGCGGGGCGCACUGGGCCCGGCCCUCCUACGGCGCCCGUGGCCUCAGCGCCAGCGCCAACGCCAACGCCAAGUUUGCGCCCCGAGAGUUUGCGCCGGUUCGCGUCCGCCGGCCUCCCGUUCGCUCCCGCGCGAACCAGGCGGCCGUGCGCCCCGUGGCGCAGCCACCCUCGAGCACCCGGGCGGGAGGACGCCGAACAGGGGGUGUUGCGGGCAGGGGCCGGGGCAGCCACCUCCCGAAGAUGCAGGAUGGCAGCAGAGCCGCAGCCGUCCAGCCUCUCCUACCGCACCACCGGCUCCACCUGCCUGCACCCGCUCAGCGAGCUCCUGGGCAUUCCGCUGGACCAGGUGAAUUUUGUGGCGUGCCAGCUCGCUGCUCUGUUUGCUGCUUUCUGGUUUCGCGUCUACUUACGUCCUGGUCAAACCAGCUCUGAUGUCAGGCACGCGGUUGCCGCCAUCUUUGGCAUCUAUUUCGUCAUCUUCUGUUUCGGCUGGUACUCUGUGCAUCUUUUUGUGCUCGUGUUACUGGGCUAUGCCAUCAUGGUCUCUGCAAGUGUCUCCAAUAUUCACAGAUAUUCCUUUUUCGUAGCAAUGGGAUAUCUUACAAUAUGUCACAUCAGCCGAAUAUAUAUCUUCCACUAUGGAAUUCUCACUACGGAUUUUUCUGGGCCUCUGAUGAUUGUCACCCAGAAGAUCACAACCUUGGCAUUCCAAGUUCACGAUGGAUUAGGUCGAAGAGCUGAAGACCUUUCUGCUGAACAACAUCAACUUGCUAUCAAAGUGAAACCCUCUUUUUUGGAAUACUUGAGUUACCUUCUCAAUUUCAUGAGUGUCAUAGCUGGUCCUUGUAACAAUUACAAGGACUACGUAGCCUUCAUCGAGGGGAAGCAUAUACACAUGAAGUUGCUAGAAGUGAACUGGAAGCAAAAAGGUUUCCACAGCUUGCCAGAACCUUCUCCCACAGGAGCUGUGAUACACAAGUUAUGCAUCACCUUGGUGUCUCUCCUUUUGUUUCUGACGCUCACGAAGACCUUUCCUGUCACCUGCCUUGUUGAUGACUGGUUUAUCCACAAAGCGGGCUUUCCGGCUCAGCUCUGCUACUUAUAUGUUGUCAUGCAAGCCUCAAAGCCCAAGUAUUACUUUGCAUGGACGUUAGCUGAUGCAGUGAAUAACGCAGCCGGCUUUGGGUUCAGCGGAGUGGAUGAGAAUGGGAAUUUCUGUUGGGAUCUGCUUUCAAACCUGAACAUCUGGAAAAUCGAGACUGCCACAAGUUUCAAAAUGUACUUGGAAAACUGGAAUAUUCAGACAGCUACUUGGCUGAAGUGCGUGUGCUAUGAGCGGGUCCCAUGGUACCCUACGGUGCUAACCUUCAUCCUGUCUGCUUUGUGGCAUGGUGUCUACCCUGGAUACUAUUUUACCUUCUUAACUGGAAUUCUUGUCACAUUAGCAGCUAGAGCGGUCAGGAACAACUACAGACAUUAUUUCCUUUCGUCAAGACCUCUCAAGGCUGCUUAUGACGCAGGCACCUGGGCUGUCACUCAGCUGGCUGUGUCUUACACGGUGGCGCCCUUCGUGAUGUUGGCAGUUGAACCAACCAUCAGCUUAUACAAGUCCAUGUACUUUUAUUUGCACAUCAUAAGUCUCCUGAUAAUACUAUUUCUGCCAAUGAAACCACAAGCUGAUAUGCAGAGGCAGCCUCAGACUCUGAACUCUAUUAAUAAGAGAAAAACAGAUUGAUACCUCCAACAGAAGCAGAACAAGCAAAACUGCCGAACAUUCGAGAGAUGAGAUGAAAGGCUCAAGGUUUCCUCCCGUGACUUAGAGGCGAUGUUUACAUCUUUAGUUUUUUUCUUGUUUAAAGUGCAGGCGGUAUUUUUUUUAAAGCCUUUUUGUACAGAUAAAUUGGCCAUGUCCAGGUUAUUGGUUUUAAUAUUUGAUAGGACAUUUGAGUGGUGUGGCAGUGUGUGGAAAAGGUGCCAAAGCUGCAGAGCUGCAGAGACAGUCCAUUCUGGGCUGCUGGCUUUUCGCCCCUUCCAGCACAAUUUCCAGCUACUGUGACCUGGCUGCGGGGAAUGCACGCGUUGGUGCCGAGCAUCAGAAGAUGAGUGCCGAGAAGACUUGUCACAGGUUUCUCAAAUCAGAACAUACUCAGACGUGGUGGUUCCCUGGGAAGCCCCAGACCCUUUGACCUGUGAUGUUACUAGUUUGCAGACAUAAUAACUCAGAGGACCGUGGAGGUAGAGGGACCAUGGUUUCAGGGCACUGAAAACUCCCUGCACUGCACCAAGCUGACUAACCAUGCACUCUUGAAUGGACUGAAUAUCAGACAUGCCCUCAGAUAGGCUGCAAUUUUUUUGGUUUUUUUUGGAAUGUAACCCUUCCCUUUUUUCUUCUGACCUGAGCCAAGAUUGAAAAUCAGAAAGUCUCCUGUACCUGGAGUUGAAGAGGGGCUGCUGUUUUCUGAAUGUUUCUGUUUCACAGGUGCCACCUGCUUGCCCGGGGCUGGUCUUGAGAAGACACCCAAAUGUUCAUGCCUCAAAAAGGAAGCAGAAUGCCUUUUAGAGAAAUAACUUUAAAACGUAAUUUAAAGUUAGUUAGACGUUUGGUAAGAAGCAGCAAUUGUUUCUGUCUUUUCUCCCCUCAUUUCAUGGAGGUGUUAAUGAUCAUGGCUGGCCGUGAUGUACACUUGGACUGAUUUUCAUUUUUUUCAGUUUCAUAGCUGAGAAAUUCAGCUUUGUUUUAGUUGAAUCAUCAUAUUGGAAAGCAGACAUUGAAAGUUCUUUUCCUAUCUUUGUUUUGAAUGUGUUAUGGCGCCUUUUGGGGACUUCCAUUGGGUAAUAUUCUAUGUGAGAGAAGGAAGUGUGGUAUUAAAUGUGGAAAAUAAUCAUAAUGAUAAAAUGUAUGCUGCAAUGGUGUGCCCUCCCAAUCAGAUUGCUUGGGAGGAGAAAAUUUAUUUGAAUCCAAUGGUAAAAAAUUCGUUUCUUACUGAAUAAACUGUAUGUUUCUAUGUAAAGGAAAUGUUUCUGACAGGAAGAAUUGCUUUUUGUCUGUGUCAGUAGAGACUUGAUGUUCACUCAGAAGUGUGUGAGUGUGUGUGUGUGUGUGUGUUUUAACAAAUGUGUACCAACUUAAGGUUUUACUGUAUGUUUCAGGCCCUUGGGUGUCUCGUGUUUUGGUACAGUUUCUGAUCUUCAUUCCCAACUUUGCAGGUAGGAUUUUAUCCCCUUUCACAGAUGACAGUACUGAGAAUCAGAGAGACAUUUGCCGACUGCCCUAAGAUCACAGCGUUGGUGGGAGAGCUGAGAUUUGAGUUCACGGUAGUCCCAUGAAGACCAUCAGCUGUGAGUCUCUCCAUGAGGUGUCCUACUGGUGCUUCUCCUAGGAUAGUGAAAUGUGGAAGUAAUGUGCCUGGUCCUCUGAAGCAUGUGUACACAGUCCUGGAACCCAAACUCUAGUCCUUAGAGUCCUUCCACUGGGACAGUGGAAGUUAAGAAGUAGUAGAUAUGAGCUAGUACAUGAGUCUCACUCCACUUUAACAAGGAAAUCUAGGGGAAACCCUGCUGUGUUGUCCCAUGAAGAAUAUUAGAUAGUGGGUAGGGGAAGGGGUUGUAGGUACCUGAGAUCUGUCAGAGUUUGUCUCCAUCAGGUAGAGACUGAGGUACAAGACCAAGAAAAAUGCAUGUUUUCCAAACUAGCAAAAAGGGUAAAUAUUACCAUUGGUGUGCAGCAUGUGGAAUCAUCAUAUUACAGUGAAGUCUUUGAAUUCACGACGUGAUUGAUGACCAGGUUUCACUGUAUGUAAGUUAAGUAUCCUCAUGUCUCAAAGAAGAACUUGGUAACGAAAGGAGAGGUGUCUGCUUUGAUGACCAGCUGCCCCAGUUUGCCGAGGACUCUCCCAAGCUCUCAGUCCUGGGCAAAGUGGGGACUGGUCCAACUAGUGACUGCCCAGAACUGUUGACUCCUUAUGGAAUGAGGAGAAGUCAAACCUCUAGGAGCUACGCUGACAGAUGCUGUAUGUCAGAGCUGGUGUGAGGCCCUGAGGCUUUAUUCACUAUAAAAAGACCACCACACAGGAGACUGAUGAGCGUCCUUUUUCCUCUGAAACCCACUUAACCAUAGAAAAAAAUUUCAACUUAGGACCAAAAUUUAGACAGAAGGUAGGAACAGUUUUAAAAUUUUCUUAGAUUUCCAAGUUGUCCUAAAUACAAGAUGCAUUUAAUAAAUACUUCUUGGAUUGAUGAGUUUUCAGUGGAAAAUAAAUACAUUUUCUGGUUUCGUUUUUGAAAAAGCCAAAUCUAAAAUAUUCUAGUGUUUUUUUUUUCUUUUGGACUUUGCAAGUUAACUGUAUGGAGCAAAAAUAUUAUUCAGUGGUUGCAAAAAGCCAUAAAUAAUUCACUCUGGGAUUCUGACUGGCUAAGAGAGAAGGCAUGAGGAGAAAACUGGAAGAAGAACAGAGGAGUUAGCAGGUGGCCCCCAGACCUGGUGCGGUGUGUGUCCCUCGGUUACUCUGCAGGCUCUGGGGCUCCCAGGAGGUCCUUCCCAGUCCCACUGCCCAUGGGAACCACACAGGGAGCUUAGAGAAAGUGAUUGAUGCCAGGUUCCUCCAGGGACCACAUCUUUUUUCUCUUCUUGUCCCUGGCACUUGGCAUAGUGCCUGGCCUGUAAUGAAGAUUCAGUAAGUGUUUGUUGAAUGAGUGAGGGAUUGAAUGGAUUAGUUUAAUGCAUCAUUGCACUUGACAGUUUUGAUUGAGUCACUUUUGCACUGGGAAGCAUCAUUUCUGCUUUUCAGAAUUAGUUUUUGAAAUAAAGCCUUUUUUUUUUUUUCGGUGAAUUCUGAAAGCAUGUUACAUGAUAUAAUCACUCAGGCAGCCAGUUUACCUAGUCUGAACCCCUCUGGUCCACCCAUCCAUUAAUUACUGCAUUCACUUAUUUAUCAAAUGUGUCAUGUCUGGCGUGGGCCUGGCACUCUGAGGCACUGCAGGUGAAAGAUGCUGAAGACCCCAUUCUCUGCUCUUGGAGAGUUCGUGGUGUGCCCAGAAAGACAUGAUCCAGAGGAAUGUGCCAUAGGAGUGCCAGGAGAAUCCCAGCAUUCAGAAAUGAUAAAGUGAUCGGCUGCCUGAUCCUUGUUUUCUUAGUUUAGAGUGAUCUCAUUUUCCAGUGCUGGGAGUUACCCAGGACAGCAGCAUCCCUGCUCUGCAGCCUCAUGUCCAGGUGAAGUGAAACUUGCACUCAUCCUGAAAUUGUGUAUUGACCUUGCAACGGCUCACUGCCAGUCAGUACAGUAGCUACCCAAUAGAGGAGACUGAGCUUUCGUGGUUGCCCAUAGGAGUAGCAGGGUGGCCAGUCCCCCUUCAGAGACAUCUUUAGUGAGGUUUCCAGGCUUAGUGAAUGACUUCAUGAGGCUCCAGAGGAGCUUCCAGUCAGGGCAGAAGACCACCAUUCCUGCCAGUUCAGCUGCCAGCCUGCAGAGGAAGCCAGAUUGGGAAGCUGGGAAGUUUUAGUGAAGCCCGCAGGGGGACCACCUUGUGGUCUCCCCAUGCACGCAGAGCACCAGCAGGUGGUGAAUACACAGAAAAAUCCCUGACACCUGAAACCCUCCUAGGAAGCCCGAGGCUGUGACGUCAGUCUUGGCAGUAAGAAGCUGGGGCUGCCCAAGGGCUGCCAGGAGAUGCCUUUCCAUUCUAUUAAAAUGUUUCUGUCUCUGUCCACCAAAGAAAAGGAAGAUUAAGAUCGCCCCAACAUAGUUGCACGGCUGAAGACAAAAAUCAUGUAGGCGAGGCAGUGAAGCCGUACUUCUCGCAUUUUACUAUAUUUAUCCUGUCUUUAUUAACAUUGCUUUAAUUGGCAAAUCAUGCUUGUACAUUCAUGGGGUGCACUGUGAGGAUUAGAUAGAUGUGUGCACCAUGGAAUGAGGAAAUCCCACUACUCAGCAUCUCCACCACCUCAGAGAGACCAAUUCCACAUGAUGCCCCGGAAGUGCUGAUCUAAACAAGUUAACCCCAUUGAAGUAGCCAGUAGAUGGAUGGUGAUUUGGGGCCGGAGAGUGGCAGAGGGAGGGAAUGGGGGGGGGUAUUGAUCAAAGGACCAAAGUCUAGACAGGAGGAAGAGGUUUUGACUCUAGAGCACAGCAGGGUGACCAGAGUCAAUAAGAACGUAUUGCAUUUUGCAAAAACAUGUUCAUGUCAAAUGUCUCUGCAUUUAGAUUGGAGAGGACGAAGGCCCUGAGUUCCAGGAACACUGAAACCCAACUGGGGAUGCCAAUGGCUGCGGGGAGGAGUCGGGUGAGAUGCUAAUGUUGGAGCAACGUUGGAGCCUGCAGCACUUUUCCCCUGCCCUAUUUUAUCUAUAAUAAAUAUAUUUUUUAUUAAGAAUAAAGAUGGUUCCUGAUAAAUGA